Molecule: messenger RNA, 1362 nt
Organism: Rhizoctonia solani
Lineage: Eukaryota; Fungi; Basidiomycota; Agaricomycetes; Cantharellales; Ceratobasidiaceae
Exons: 8
Coding region: 1-1362 (453 amino acids)
Source: RefSeq, a predicted model, not a curated record
AUGUCAGCUCAACCAAACGGAUUGUGCGCUUGCACACAGGUUAGGGAUGAUUUGCACGCGUUGCUAGAAUCACUGAACAACACGUCACGAUUGUUGGAAAACUUCUCUGAAACUCUGGCCAAUGGAAUGCUACUGGGGAUGGGCGGAUCUGACUGCGACAACAACACACUGUUGGCAGAUGGGGAUUCAGGCUCAGAGAGCAAAGGAACGCUCUUGAACGUGUUACCUGCGGAAUCUAAGAUUGCUUCAUUUCCUCUCACCCACAUUGAGAAGUUCCAGGAAACUCUCCAGAUCCAGAGUACCUAUUAUGUAGUCCUGGAAGAGGAUUUUGACGCGUUACCAUUGAUUGCACUUUACAUUUCAAACAAGACAAAGACAGUAUGUUGCUCUGCCGUAGUGGAGUCGCUUGGGCUCUGGCACGCUAUUUUAUCAAAUGCCUUGAACCAACAUUGUAUAAUCGCUCCAAUACGCGGCGUGAAGGUUAAAAGAUUGCGGGAAGUUAUUUCAAACUUACUUGCAGACUCAAGAUUAUUUGCUGUUUUCCUCGCCUUUAAGACUCUGGCUCUCAGACAUAUCGACUAUUCUGAAAUGGAUUGUUUGUUGUACUGGGGUUUACCGCAGAAGGACUAUGUUACAGAGUAUCUUGCAAACGAUAUCCGCCAGGCUCCUCACACUUGCGUGAUUCUCACUCAGGAGGAAUUUGAUAGGACGGACACUCAAGAGAAACUCGAGAUAAUAGGCGCUAAGGCUCACCCAAACUUGGAUCUAUUCAACUCGUUUGAAGAGUCGAGUCUUCUCUCAAAAUCUCGCACCGCCAUCGAGAUAGAGCUGACUAUGCAUAGGAAUGAAAGCCUUAUCCAAGCAUCAUACCUUGGAUUUACUAUGCACUAUAAAGCUGGCGGAGGUCAAUAUAACCAUUGGUCGCCGUCAGAGGUCCUUCACCAGGCUAAUCAAUUCGCAUCAAAAGUAUUGCGCCGCGGUUCCUACGCCGGCACAAACCAGAGAUUCCGCCCACUUGGCCCCGAGUUGCAUCUAAGGCCAAAGAUCUUACGGUCGCUUGGGUUUGGAGACCAGCCAUUAGCCAAACCCUCCAAAGCUAGCCACGAUGCAGCAGAAGCCUCGAAGAGAAAAGGACCAAGCCAAAAUUUAGACGAGCAACACGGACAGGCAAAUGGAAUAAUAUCUAAUCCUCUUACCGUAUCGCUCAAACAUACUUACUUGGUCCUGGAAGAAGAAUUUGACGCUAUCCCCGUAAUAAUGCACUUGGCCGAACUGCACCGAAAAGUCAUUUGCUACAUUUCUCACUUCACAAAGCUACCUGCGUUUGCAAACAUAGUUAGCCUCUCUCAUAAACUCCCCUAA